This is a messenger RNA of Tuber aestivum (summer truffle), 2579 nucleotides long. The record is from the annotation of a GenBank genome assembly. Lineage: Eukaryota; Fungi; Ascomycota; Pezizomycetes; Pezizales; Tuberaceae.
ACUCGUGUGCUGUGUUCUUUUCACAAACCAAGCCCGCACAGCUGAGUCGGAAAAUCGAUGUCAUGAGUUCGGUAGUAAGUAAGUAUUCGUUCAACUCUUCUGUUCAUCCCUUCUCCUUAUGGCCCAUUGUCUCUGACCAGAUCAGAUAAAUCAAAGAACAAAUUCGUUCCAAAGGCGAAAGUCCGUCCACGUCGUGGAGCGACUGUCCACUCGGGGCCUUCCAACCUAGCUCUCCCCUCACCGAGGAAGCCAUCGCAACCCCCCGAGGAACUUCCGGGACCAUCAACGCCUCCACCCGUGCCCGAGCCCGUAGAACCAUCGUUACAGCCAGAAACAGGUCGUGAGACACCCGUAACAGAACUUGAGCGCCCGAGACGCCAGGUUUUGGUUCCUGCAAUCCGGACUGGGAGCAGAAAUGGGAUACCAUCCAUCCGGCAGACGAGCGCAGAGGACCCCUCCUCGCCAUCACGCUCCGGGAUCCCUAUUGUACACUCUUCGUUGAGCCGGGGAAUACCAAGGGUACGAGCUGUCGCCCCUGAAGAAGCGCCAACAAUACAACUCAGUUCUGCCGAGAGGUCUGCAGAAGCCUUGAGAGUGGUGGAUACGAGGCCAAAUGUAUGGCUGGCCACCGUGAUGGGAGGAACAGUUGAAAUGCCUGUGUUUCGGGAUUCCGAGAUUGGUACAGCCCAAGAGACGGGGGAGGUCGGCCAAGGAGAUGUACUAGUUAAUCCGGAGGAAUCUAGCGAGAACAUUGACGGAGGAGAGUCAUCUACAAUUGGAAAGGCAGCGAAGUCUCCAAGGAAGCGGAAAGCUAGGGCAGCCAAAGAUGGAUUACUCAAGAAGCGGAGGACAACACGAGGGAGACAUAAGCCUGUGGAGAGUGGAAUCCCGGCACAGGAACAGCAGGGAGAACAGGGCGGUGAGAAGGGAGUAGCUGGUGGGACGGGAGUUAAUGUUGAAGGAUACAACUCAGACAAGAACCCAUACGAAGAUCCACCAAAAUCCAGUAAACCAAAAAAGACCCGCCGCCCCAGAAAACCCGCAGCUAGAAAGACUCCAAAUGAACCAAAGGAACCCGACAACUCCAACGAAAAGAGGCCUAGUGGCCGCUAUCGUGCGCCGUCCCCAGAAGAUGGAGAGCAGCGCGAGAUAACUCCUUCUGUCAUAAAGAUGAAGGAUCUGUGUCGAGACAUCAGAAUCGGCAGAAAGUCCAAACGUUUUAUAGAGCUUGAACAAAUGGACUACACGAAACCAGCUAAUGAUCAGAAGGCCGCAAUGGCAGCUCUCGAAGUUAGACAAACUGCCGAUGAAGAAGGAGAGCAAGAAGCCGCAGAGGAGGGAAUUGAGCGGCUGGCUAACGAGAGGCAAAGGUAUGAUAAGCCUUGUUUCCACUUUUUUGAUGACUAUACACUUAUAUGAUGUUACAGUCUUCCAAGAGCCGGUGCUCCGCAAAUGCGAAUGGUUAACGGUGAACUUGUUCUUGACCAGGAAUCCAUUCAAGUGAACUCUCACGAACGUAAUCCCGUCGACCAGGAGUCUAUGGAAGUUGUUGAGGAGAACAUGGCAUUCCGUCGUAUUACAUCGGCGACCUAUAGUAAACACAAGAGAUCCGAAAGAUGGGAUACAGAAGAGACGGGAAAAUUCUACAAUGCCUUGUCCAUGUUCGGUACCGACUUUGAAAUUAUAUCAAAACUAUUCCCGGGCAGGAACAGACAACAGUUGAGGAAAAAGUACCUCAAUGAAGAACGGAAGGACCCCCAGAGAAUCACCGACGCCUUGAGGACUCGGGUGCCAACCAGUCAGUAUUCAGUGCACGUCAUCUGCAAGGCCCUUUCGCUAAUCAAGGUGCAGAUGUUGCGGAAUAUUCUGAAAUGGCCGAGCUCGAGAUCGGCGACCCUCAAUUGGUUGAAGAUGAGCUCGAAAGGAUCCGAGAAGCUCACGAAGCUGAAGAGGAGGCCGCGAUAGGCCAUGCAGCAGCAAUGGAGCGCGAAAGGCAAGAAAAUGCGAAUGCUGCAAUGCGCGCUGGGGACGAUGCAGCGGCGGCAGCAGCUGAUCAAAGCAAGAAAGGCCGGAAGCGGAAGGGUCCCAAGGAUAGAGGUGGGACUAAUCAUGGCGGGGAAGAAAUCCUCACGAUGAGUAGAGAAGAAUACGAAGCGGAAAUACUCAGGGAGCUCGCUGAAGCUGAGGAUCCGUGAUAUUUUCGUUUCUGUUGCCUUCCCUCUCUACCUUACUCUAAUAUUCAUGUUCUUCAGGUAAUGUGAGGGCAUACCGGUUGAUCUCAAAUGGCGUUGGUGGGUGACCGAAUUCUUCGCUCGUCCCAGGCAGAGCUUUCCACUAGUUUUUAUUUUCCUACAUCGCAAAGUACGGUAUCAAUGGCUAAGGUAAUUUGUAGCAUGCUCUAAAUAAAUUAUAUGUUUGCUGUCCAAUAACUAAUCCGCUAUAAACCCAUAAGUUAUAGAGUAUGGGGACAAAAGGGAUCGUCCGGCACGGCAAUGGCAACCCCAUAAUUACUACUUUAUAUAAAUUUACUACCUAUGCAACCACAACCACUUAGAAUAAACUGAAAAUUUUAAAUAGAC